AUGAGAGCUGCCAGUGUCCUCUGUGGUCAGCUGAAUUGUGGGAGUGCUGUGUCUGUGCUGGGGUCAGACUGGUUUGGGGAGGGGAGUGGCCAGAUCUGGGCUGAUGUGUUUGAUUGUCAGGGGAACGAAACACACCUGUCAAAAUGUCCCAUUUCAUCAUGGAGUCGAACUGCAUGCUCUCAUGAACAGGAUGCUGGAGUCAUCUGCAAUGGUUCCUCUCUGGCAUUUUAUGAGGGGAGGGUGCAGUUGUCUGGAGGGAUGGAGUGUGAGGGGGAGGUGGAGGUGUACUUCAGGCAGGACUGGAGGAGAGUUCUGCUGGACUACUGGAGUGAGUCUGUGGCCUCUGUCGUCUGCAGACAGCUGGACUGUGGCUCUGUGAUCAGCUUCUCCAGCUCCUCUACAUCCAGUCCUGAACACAGUCACAUGUGUGUGACGGGUUUCAAUUGUUCUGGAAGUGAAGCACAUCUGGGGAACUGCAGCAGCGCUCAAGCAGUCAACUGUAGCUCCAGAGAACAGCUCUCAAUCUCCUGCUCUGGUAAGCUUAAUCCAGCUCAUAGCUCCAUCAGGCUGGUUGGUUCUGGGGGAGACUGUGCAGGAAGGCUGGAGGUUUUCCACAGUGGCUCAUGGGGGACAGUGACUGAUGACUUGUGGAAUAUUAAGGAUGCACAGGUGGUGUGCAGACAGCUGCAGUGUGGAGUGGCCCUCAGUGCUCUGGUACCAGCUCAAUUUGGACCUGGAACUGGACCCAUAUGGAUGAAUGAGGUGGAGUGUGAGGGGAGUGAGACGUCCCUGUGGAACUGCACAUUUCAGCUGUGUGGAGAGGAUGAAUGUGGACACAAGGACGACGUAGGAGUCGUGUGCUCAGAGUUUAAAGAGAUCAGACUCACUGAGGGCUGUCAGGGGAAUCUAGAAGUGUUCUAUAAUGGAUCCUGGGGUAAUGUGUGUGUAAAUGGGAUGGAUAAAGAAACUGCAAGAUUAAUUUGUCAAGAGCUGAACUGUGGAAGAUCUGUCAGUGAGUCCUGGUCCAAAGCAAGAGUGGAAUCAGCUCCUAACUGGCUGGAUGAUCUGAAAUGUAGGAAACAUGACUCCACUCUGUGGCAAUGUCCAUCUUCACCCUGGAGACAGAACAAAUGUGACAAUAGCAACGAGGUGGCUCACAUUGCUUGCUCAGAAAAGGAAAGUGAUCAUGUGUUACAGCAUAUGAAAUGCUAUUCAUCCCUUCAUCACAGACAGUGUUCAAAUCACCUUCCACUCAGAUUGAUGGGAGGAAAUGGAAGCUGCUCUGGGAGGCUGGAGAUGUAUCACAAUGCUGAAUGGGGGUCUGUCUGUGAUAAUCAGUGGGACAUCAGGGAUGCUCAGGUGGUCUGCAGGCAGCUGGGCUGUGGGCCGGCGCUGAGUGCUGAUGGGAGUGCUGUCUUUGGUGCUGGUGAAGGGCCUAUCUGGCUGAACAGAGUGAAGUGUAGAGGGAAUGAGAUUCACCUGUGGGACUGUCCUCAUUCCCUGAAGAACCACUCUGACUGCUUCCACAGGCAGGAUGCUGGAGUCACCUGUGCAGAAAGGAAUGGGCCCUCCAUUAUUACUCUCACAAAAGCUGCUGCAUCCAUCACCACUGUGCAUCAGACAUCAAAGAGGACAGUCACUCCUCCAGCUGUUCCAUUCAUCUAUGCAGUGUCUCUCCUGGUUCUGGGAGUGCUGCUCUUCCUGGCCUUAGUGCUUCUGGUUGUGCUGUUUUACCAGAACAGAGUGCUCAGGAGAGGGCUCUCUAAGAGGAUGGAGAACAUAGUCUAUGAAGGCCUGAGAAGAGGGCACGAGGGAGUCUGUGAAGGCUUGAGUAGGGGCACUGAGAGAGUCUAUGAAGAGAUUGACUGCAGACUCAAUAAUGAAAGAGCCACUCAAAAUGGAAGUAUCCUCUCUGAAGAACAGCAUUCAGGAUAUGAGAAUGUGGAUGAGGAACUUCUCUCAGGAAGUAUCCUCUCCGAGGCACAGCAUUCGGGAUGUGAGAAUGUGGAUGAGGAGCUUCUCUCAGAAAAGUCUGUGACUGUAGUAAAAGCAGAUUAUGAUGACGUCACCACCAGUGGUUUGAUAAGUGAAUCAGCAAAAGAGGACACAGCAGAGAGCUAUGAUGAUGUCAUCACUGCUGGACAGAUCUAUGAUCAUGUAGCAGAGGACGUAGCAGAUAUGUAUGAUGAUGUCAUCACUGCUGAUCAGAUCUCAGCUGUUGUAACAGAAGACAUGACAGAUAACUAUGAUGAUGCUGUUACCGCUGGACCAAACUCCAACAUUGAUAGAUUACUAUGACUUGUAGAAGGAGGCUUAGAUGGAGAUGAAUCAUGUGAACAAGAGGAGAGCACACACCUAGACACACCUAGUGUCCUUCGAGCACAAGAAAUGAUCACAAUUCAGUAUAUUUUACUGAGCAUAAAUACUGCUGAUUAUAGCUUCACACAUCAUAAACAGAACAUGGGAUUUGACACCUGGAUGAUUAUGUAUGUAUUUAUUCAUAUUCAUAGAAGCAUUUUGUUAAAAAAAAGUGCACUUUUUUUAAAUGAGCUGCUAAUUUAACCAACUGAAUGUGUUUGAAAAAGAAAGUUUCAAUUAUCAAUGUUGACACUGAAAGUCAAGCAGCUCCUUAUAACUGUUUACAGAGCAAUUCUAAAGCAUAAUUAUUCACUUAAUAAUACAGUACAGUGUAAGAAAGGGUGUCUGGUAUUUGUCUUUUUGCAAGCCCCAAUGGUUGUGAAAUUAUUAUGCUAAUAAUUUUGUAUUAUUAUUAGAAUCUAU
Molecule: messenger RNA, 2781 nt
Organism: Pygocentrus nattereri (red-bellied piranha)
Lineage: Eukaryota; Metazoa; Chordata; Actinopteri; Characiformes; Serrasalmidae
Product: scavenger receptor cysteine-rich type 1 protein M130-like
Exons: 16
Coding region: 1-2298 (765 amino acids)
Cellular component (GO): membrane
Source: RefSeq, a predicted model, not a curated record